This is a messenger RNA of Durusdinium trenchii, 954 nucleotides long. The record is from the annotation of a GenBank genome assembly. Lineage: Eukaryota; Dinophyceae; Suessiales; Symbiodiniaceae.
AUGCCGCGCAAGCCCAAAGAAGGGCCUCGGUGGACAGCUGCGCGCCCCAGUGGAGAGCAAGAGCAGGAGCUCCUCGACGCGGAUGAAGACGUCUUGGGCAGCGUCUUCAACCGCCAACGACCGGAGUUUUACAACCCCUCCUGGUGCCUCACGCCCUUGAGGUCCACGCCGAUGGGCGACCAGGAUGGAGCUCAAGCGGAGGUGGGCAAUAUGCUGCGACCUGGACAUGAAAGAGGAACCUUGCGCUUGCCCGACCCCAGCGAGGCUGCGGCCAACCUGCUGGCACAAGCAGGUUUCUCCUUGAUGGCGCCCUUUGAGGAGCCGGAGGAGGGCAGCGGAGUGUUGCCUGCCUUGACCAUCCAGGCUUCGAGGGACUCGCUUCUUCUCCGACAGGAGAUCCAAGAGGCGGACGAGGCCUCGGACCACCGCGCAGACACGGGGCCGAUCGAACGGGAGGCGGAGCCCCAGCGGCCACCAGCCAUGCGGGCGGAUGCCUUUUUGGAUGCCGUCCGCGAGGCCGAACGUCGCUUGCAGCAGCCGAAGCAGGGACCUGGUACCCGGCGCGAGGAGGACGUGGCGUCCACCAUGAGCGGCGAGGACCUUACGGGGGCGGUUCUUCCAAAGGUGGCUGCAGUGGAGGAGGUCGAGCCAGAGGACCCAUUGGACGAGGUAGUGGCCCAAGCGUUGAUGGAGACCAUGCAGCAGGAGAAGACCGUGGCGGAAAAGAAGCAGAAGUUGGAGGCCAAAUCCUCCCAGGACCGUCUUCGUGCGGUGCAGCGAGGAGUCCGAUCCUACCAAAAGCUGCAGCACUUCAACCGCGCUAUGUGGGCUGAGACCUUCGGCUACGCCAAGGAGGAGCUCCGGUUCCGGGACUUUUGGGAAGCAGAGGACGUGAAAGAGCGGAGACUUGAAGACGCGAGGAAACUGCCCAGGUUGAGAGACCUAGUUCACUAG